Protopolystoma xenopodis is the source of this 1794-nucleotide messenger RNA. Lineage: Eukaryota; Metazoa; Platyhelminthes; Monogenea; Polystomatidea; Polystomatidae. The record is from the annotation of a GenBank genome assembly.
AUGCAGCGUCUAGGAAAGAAAGGCCGCCUUCAGGAAUCUUCAGACGAGUUAAGCGAUAGAAAGCGACGCUUUUCAGAACGAGUUUUGACAGGGCUAGAUCAGCAAAUUAUUUCAUACAGUUCCAGUCUUAAGACAGACAAACGCAGCCGGAGACCGGAGCGCAGACGCAAAAAGCAUACUCGGCCACCUUCUACUGCUCUGGCUCGAAAGGUCGCCUCCGAGUUAACCAAAAGUGGGGCACUAGCUAAAACGCUGAUAACAUACGCACUUACUCAGUCCUGGGGCCCCGAGAAGAUUAAAGAAUCCAUGCAGGAAGUGGCCAUUUCAGGUAACCUUAGGGAAAAUCAGUUGUCCAGAUGGAGUAAUGUGCUCGCGAAGACGAUGGAUCGACGUGAGGAUCUCGCCAAAUUUAUUUAUUCAGACGAUUUACAUGCUCUGCUCAAACGCUACCCGAGCCUGGGCCGAGUCACAUGCCUUCUCUCCAGCCUCUGUCGUCAGCUGGCGCAACAUUCUGAGGUAACCGCACGACCGGCAGUAUUGCCGGGGCAUCGGAUGCCCCUGACCAUGCAGCCUUCCGUCUCCAUGACAAACCCGAUCAUCGCCAAGGGGAUUGUCGAGUGUUUGGACGCCGAGCUGGGCAACAGGCCGGGCGAUACUGGUCUUCUCUCCAAUCUCAGUCAGUUUGCCGAGCGAGCACAGCUAUCAGGCAGGCAGGUGGAGAACAUGCUGGAACUCCUUCGUGGCGCUCACACUGACUACGAGACAUUGCGUCGAGUUGAAGGUGCUCCAAAGCGGAUUGCUCGAUUGCAGAACCUUUGUGCUCGGCCGAACAUCAUCUAUCGAGGCCUGCUUGACGACACAGCAAAGCGCUGGGGCCGAGUGCAAUUGGAAGCACUGAAGUUCGUCUGUAACGGUCGACUUACACAUGCGAUUAUGGAGGCGAAGCUUCAGAAAACCCCGACAUAUCGGGCCAUGAUGACUGCGUUGAGUCAUCCAAAUCUUCAGUUGGAUGAAGAAUUACUGAUCAGGAUGAAUGAAGCGGAAUUCGAGCCGUCAGCCAAGCUAUGCAAGGCUUGGUCUGAGGUGCGUCGCCAUUUAAUCGCCCUUCUUAUGGAGAUCCGUGAGAAAGAGGGAGGUCUGCCAGACCCUUCGCUAAUACAAAUGACCACUCUGGAUCGUUGUGAAGGCAUAAAGGGCAAGGUGGCCCGAAUGUUCGAACUAUACCGUCAAGUGGCUGAUGCGGAUGAGCUUACGGGCUCCGAUAGCUCAGGCUCCGAUCAAGCUAAGCAGAUGGCAGCUAAUCCACUUCUGUGUGAACUACGCAGCCAGGUGACACAACGUCUCGAACAGGUGGGUGGCAGGUCAUCAGAGUUGCCGGAGCACUGGAAAGCCAUCCGAGCUUUUCUCACAGUGUACGACAGGAAAGAAAUCAAUCUCACAAAUCUGACGGAAUUUGGUGGAAAACGCUACUUGAGUAGCGAUCUGGCUUUCAUCAAUUGUGCAGCCCAACUCUGGGUUGACGAGGAGAUAGAGAAGACGGUAGACGAACUGAUCUUAAGCCAGCCAGAGCUUCCAACUCCACCAGCUCUUGGGAUUCUUGAUCUGCUCAUCGACACUCACAAAAUGACUAGUUUUCAACGUCAACCCUUCUGGCAGGUAAUAAAUGAAGAAGAAAUGGCUGCCCUCGCCGCAGCUCAUUCUUCUGUAGCCUCAUCCAUUUCUGCGGCUAUGCCGCCCACAAUACCCGGUGUUCCUGGUCCGUUGACCUUCGGUCUAUCACCAGCACGCAAGGCG